Molecule: messenger RNA, 633 nt
Organism: Neltuma alba
Lineage: Eukaryota; Viridiplantae; Streptophyta; Magnoliopsida; Fabales; Fabaceae
Exons: 1
Coding region: 68-427 (119 amino acids)
Biological process (GO): photosynthesis
Cellular component (GO): membrane; photosystem II
Source: RefSeq, a predicted model, not a curated record
GUUUCAUUCCCCCGACGAGCACUAGUUGCCCCACCAGCAAGAAGAACCAACCAGAGGUGACUCACCAAUGGCUUCAACUUCCGCAGUUUCCAUGGCCAUGCCACCAGCUUGCGCCGCCCACAAGAAGGCGGCGCCACCCACAUCCACAUUCUUCCAGCCACUGCCUCUCCGACCUUCAAACAAGGUCGCCGUAUCCAGUCCCAGUUCCAGGCUUGUAGUGAGGGCCUCCCUUAAGGAGAAGGCCGUCACUGGUCUCACCGCCGCCGCUUUGACAGCUUCCAUGAUGGCUCCCGAUGUGGCUGAAGCCGCCGUCUCGCCGUCUCUCAAGAACUUCUUGCUGAGCAUCGCCGCCGGUGGGGUCGUGCUUGCCGCCAUUGUUGGCGCCGUCAUCGGUGUUGCCAACUUCGAUCCCGUCAAGCGAAGCUGAGGAGAAGUGCAUCAUACCUCUCUUCAUCCACCUUUUAGAAUUUGUCCUGUCAUGUGUAUGUCCAAUUUACAUUGUUAUUCAGUAAUGAACUGUGUUGUGUGUAAUAUGUCACUCUUCAUCUCCAGAUGAGCUCAGACUUUUUCCAAUUCUUAAAUUCCAUGUUUGCGGCUGCCUAUGAACGAAGUUAACAUGCAGACCCAAUAUUU